AUAUACGAAGUUCUCUAACUCAUGAGGAGGGCAUCCUGAAAUCUCAAAACCAAAAAUUCUUGUCCAAUUUAUAGAGUGACCCAAAAGUACCCAAAAUAGUCAUGGCCAAGGUUAAUUAUCUAUCGAUUGGUAUCCUCUCUUUCUUACUUUGCAUUGGAGCUUGCUUAGCAUUCGAAGGAUACACCACUGGUUUUGAGGAGAAGAGGGCCAUGACUUGGUGUGUGGCGAAACCAAGUGCAACAACUGAGAUGCUGCGGCAAGCCAUAGUGACAUGUUGUGAAGACACAGGGAUAUCCUGCGGCCCUAUAUAUCCUCCUAAUGGAAAAUGCUUCCAGCCCAACACUUUGGCAAAUCAUGCUUCUGUGGCUCUCAAUAUCUUCUACAAAGCCCGUAGGAUUUGCCCUGGCCAAGCUGGUGUUGUUACCACCAAAGAUCCAUCUUAUGGGCAGUGCAUUUUUGAAGGAACUCCAUGAGGGCAUGCAAGAAUUAUUCGAUUUUUAAUUUCAAUAAUGGAGAUCAAUGCAAGAACCUGAAUUAAUAUAUGAUGCAAUUUUUGGUUGUGGAGCCUUUUAUGCAUAUAUAUAUAUAUAUAUAUAUAUAUGUAUGUAUGUAUUUGAGUUGAGCAUAUAUUAAGGAAGUACUUUUGUGUGGUUGAUAUUUUCUCCUAAUGGAAUAAAAAAUCUCAUAGUCACUUAAAAUCUAA
Messenger RNA from Malania oleifera, 703 nucleotides. Its product is annotated as major pollen allergen Ole e 10-like. The coding region runs from base 102 to 473 and encodes 123 amino acids. The record is from RefSeq and is a predicted model, not a curated record. The transcript is spliced from 3 exons. Lineage: Eukaryota; Viridiplantae; Streptophyta; Magnoliopsida; Santalales; Ximeniaceae.